Molecule: messenger RNA, 991 nt
Organism: Chenopodium quinoa (quinoa)
Lineage: Eukaryota; Viridiplantae; Streptophyta; Magnoliopsida; Caryophyllales; Amaranthaceae
Exons: 4
Coding region: 218-652 (144 amino acids)
Biological process (GO): translation
Cellular component (GO): ribosome
Molecular function (GO): small ribosomal subunit rRNA binding; structural constituent of ribosome
Source: RefSeq, a predicted model, not a curated record
AUAUAUAAUACUAUCUCUCCUCCAUUGAACGUGCACUCUAAAUUCUCCGUUGAAGUGCUUCUGAGUUUUUCUCCUUCAUUGAAACACCUUCUGAGGUGAGGAGGACAUGGCCUUAGAACUAAUUUUUUAAAGAAAGACUCAUGGUAUACAAGGAGAGUUUGGAACUAUCUCGGUAGUGAGGGUAGGAGUGCAGGACAAGCUUAUCAAGUAAUUAAAGAUGCCACUUUAUGACUGUGUGCUAUUACUGAAACCCCAUGUGCCGCCGGAUUCCUUGAUGGAUUUGGUUGCUAGGGUGGGGAAACAUAUUUAUGCUCGAAAUGGUGUGCUUACAGAGAUAAAGAAAUUUGGAACUGUUCAUCUGGGGUAUGGUAUAAAGAAGCUUGAUGGAAAAUACUAUAAGGGAACUCUAAUGCAGAUGACCAUGAUGGCUACUCCCAAUAUAAACAAGGAGCUUCAUUACUUGAACAAAGAAGACCGGCUACUACGAUGGCUCCUUGUAAAACAUCGAAACACACAAUUUGGCUUUCACUACCCGGAUAAUGAAGAUUCAAGAAGUGAACUAUACAAAUUCACAUCGCCUAGCAUAUAUGAUGAUAGAGAUGGGGAUGAGGAUGAAGAUGAUGAUGAGGAGCCAGAGAAGCAAGAUGGUUAAGGAUCAUCGGAUAUUGCAGUUCCCAUGUAAUAUCCUGUUCUUGCAGUUUGCGGGUAAUAACUUUAUUUUGCAGAGUGCAUAUGCAACUCACUAAGUUACUAUUGAUGGGUGUCUAGAUUGAUUUACUAUUUUACGUAUUUGUACUUUUGUUCCCUUUUUAGCAUUAAGAUAUUGUACAUUUAUCCCAAACUACAAGUAAUAGCUAUACACCUGUAGUUUUUAACCCUCGUUACUUCAAAAUUAAGAAUUUUGUGGGGGGGUUUUAUUAUAAUUCCCUUGAUUAUGAUUGCUGUAUACUGUUCCCAUCCAAAUUGCAGUUCAGCAUUGUUUUUUUGUUUA